Anolis carolinensis (green anole) is the source of this 1729-nucleotide messenger RNA. RefSeq names its product SUMO1 activating enzyme subunit 1 (gene sae1). Gene Ontology annotation, molecular function: SUMO activating enzyme activity. The coding region runs from base 501 to 1568 and encodes 355 amino acids. NCBI's taxonomy places the organism in Eukaryota, Metazoa, Chordata, Lepidosauria, Squamata, Anolidae. The transcript is spliced from 9 exons. The record is from RefSeq and is a predicted model, not a curated record. Gene Ontology annotation, cellular component: cytoplasm; SUMO activating enzyme complex. Gene Ontology annotation, biological process: protein sumoylation.
CCUUCAACCAGUGAGCACGCACCCGGCCCACUAACGAAAUCGACCGAGCGUUGCCGAAAAUUGCCAUGCGGGGCUAGAGCUUCUCUCUCUCUCUGUGCCUCUACAGCAGGCAUGGGCAAACUUCAGCCUUCCAGUUGUUUUGGACUUCAACUCCCAUAAUUCCUAACAGCCGCGCACGGCCCUUUCCCUCUUUUCUUCAGCCAGCGAACUGCACACGCGGUCGCGGACACACCCGGCCCAAGCCACAACGUAAUUGAAGGCCUCGCUGGCAGAAAUGCCCGAGCGCUGCCGGAAAUUACCGAGCGGAGCCGAGUUUCUCUGUUAUGUGUGUGUCGGGUGUAUGCCGCUACAGUGACGUCACGGCGCUAGACCGGAGCGCGCAGGCGCAUCACGUUGCAAAGCGAGGGAAAAGAGUGGGCCGGCCGCUGGUGGUUGGGCGCCGCCAUUCAAAGAGGUUACCCCGGUGCUGAGGGAAAGGAGCUGCUUCAUCAGCCACCGCCAUGGUGGAGAAGGAGGGCAAGGAGGAGGCGGAGGCGACGGCUGGGCCCGGAGGCGCCAUCAGUGAAGAGGAGGCGGCGCAGUAUGACCGCCAGAUCCGCCUCUGGGGCCUAGAAGCGCAGAAACGCCUCCGGGCAUCUCGGGUGCUGCUGGUGGGCAUGAAAGGACUGGGAGCAGAAGUGGCCAAGAAUCUCAUCCUGGCAGGCGUCAAAGCACUGACCAUGCUUGACCAUCAGCAGGUGAAACCAGAAGACACGCAAGCACAGUUCCUGAUCCCUACAGGCUCCUUGGGUAAAAACAGAGCAGAAGCCUCACUGGCACGUGCCCGGGAUCUCAACCCCAUGGUGGAUGUGAAAGCAGACCCUGAGAACAUUGAACAAAAGCCUGAAGAAUUUUUCACCUGUUUCGAUGUGGUCUGCUUGACGUGUUGCUCUAAGGAAGCCCUUGUGAAGGUUGAGCAAAUAUGCCAUGAGAACAAUAUCAAAUUCUUCACGGGUGAUGUCUUUGGCUACCACGGCUACAUGUUUGCCAACCUGGGAGAACACGAAUUUGUGGAGGAGAAGACGAAAGCAGUGAAAGCCAGCCAGGGAGUAGAAGACGGACCUGACACAAAGAAGGCCAAGCUGGACUUGACAGAGACCACCCUGGUGAAAAAGCGUGUGACUUUCUGCCUUCUGAAAGAGGCUCUGGCUCUUAGCUGGAGCAGUGAGAAGGCCAAGGCCGCCCUGAAGCGCACCACAACAGAUUACUUCCUCCUGCGAGUGCUUUUGAAAUUCCGAUCAGAAAAGGGCCGCGAUCCGUCCACUCAGAGCUAUGCAGAGGAUUCUGAGGCGCUCCUACAGAUGCGUAAUGCAGUGCUGGCCUCACUGGAUAUUGAGAAUGACCUGCUCCCUGAUGAUUUUGUCAGCUUCUGCUUCUCAGAAAUGGCUCCCGUCUGUGCUGUAGUUGGAGGCGUCCUUAGCCAGGAGGUGGUCAAAGCCCUCUCUCAACGGGAUCCUCCCCUCAACAAUUUCUUCUUCUUCAAUGGCAUGAAGGGCAAUGGGAUCGUGGAGUGUCUAGCACCUACCUGAAUCUGGGCUGUGAGUGAUAAUCUCCAUCCAAGAGCCUUUGAUCAGAUUCUCCUCCUUCCAUUUGCAGUGGGCACCUUUGGGCUAAGGGGAGCUGUGUCUGUCUCUCUCACCACCCUGGGUGCUCUUUGUCUCAGUACUCAAUAAAGUUUUCUUUUACACAA